Molecule: messenger RNA, 2930 nt
Organism: Chara braunii
Lineage: Eukaryota; Viridiplantae; Streptophyta; Charophyceae; Charales; Characeae
Source: the annotation of a GenBank genome assembly
ACCGACCGUACGUUGUAUUCGGGGGAAGAAGGUGUAGGGGAGAGCUGGCUUGUGCCCAGAGCAGCUGACGACAGAACACAGAGCGAGAUGCACCGGGGGUUCGUCCAGAGGAGAGGGCGGGGGAAGGGAGCAACUCACCGCGGCUACUGGUAGCUAGAAGACAAAAGGAGUGCUUCUCCGCCGCUCUGACCUUAGGUGAAACUUCCGUGAAAGUAGCACCGGCGUGCGGCCGGUUGAGAUCCCGACUGACCGUCAGACAGACUCGACGCCGAGAUUGUGGUCCCCACUUGCCUUCGGAUGAGAGAGGCAGGCGGAGGGCAACGGUAAUGGCGGCGUCCGCGGGGACCGCGCUGAUGGCCUGGAGGAUAUCAUCGUUGUCCUAUUUGCCGGUCUCAGUGCGUGUCGAAGAGACACGUGGCAGCAGCCAGCUGGCCGGGGCCACGUCAGCGAGACACGAGGCAAGCGCACCUCUCCGGCGUUGUCAGUUGACGUGGCGGCGGAGAAGUGCCGCCGCCGCCACUUCAGGGCGCGCGAAGGACGCUGUCGUCCUCUCCGACACUCGCGGGAAACCAAACAAGCGGGGGAGAUUGGCGCGCAGGAGGCUUGCGGACGAAUGGUCGACACAUGGCAGUGUUGUGGCGCGCAAGCCGGGUCCAUGUGCCGCAAUUCAAUGGAAGCUGUGCGGGGGGAACGCGCAGCAGCGGCGCAGGGGGGAUGCUGGCGGACGACGGGAAUGGCAGUCGCGAUCACGGCGGAUCUCUCCACCUGCUCGGACCAGAUUCAUGAGAAGAAGAAGCAGUUUCAUAGAUGGAGUAGGAGGGCGGGAAUCAGAGAGUUGUGCUCUUCUUCUUCAUCUUCCAUUCGUCGAUGGCAAGAAAGGAACGAAGGAGAGGAAAGGAGGAGGAGGAGGAGGAGGAGGAGGAGUGUUGGGAGCUAGAAUGAGCAUCUUUGACAGGAUGGCCAGAGUUAUCCGAUCUUACACGAAUGCUCUGUUGAAUGACAUGGAAGAUCCUGAGAAGGUUCUUGAUCAGACCGUGAUGGAGAUGGAGGAAGAUCUGUCUAAGAUGAAGAAGGGAAUCGUGAAAGUUAUGGGGUCCUUGAAGCGUCUUGAAGACGUACACACGGGUGCAGAAAGCAGUUCGGCGCAGUGGCACCGCCGGGCGAAGCUGGCUAUGUCGAACGGCGAUGAAGCUUUGGCUAUGGCGGCAUUGAGGAAGAAGAAGGAGAUAGACGAAACCGCGUCGGCCAGGACAUCGGACAUAGAACGCCAACGAGAGGCAAUCAAGAAACUCCGAGAAUCAAUGGUCACCCUGGAGAAGAGGAUCGCGGAGGCGAAAUCGAAAAAAGAGCCGUUGAAAGCGCGCGCGAAGUCGGCAAAGCUUGGGCGGCAAGUCGCCGGGAUCUUGGGGGGCAGCGACGUCGGGGUCGGGAGCGCUCUGACAAUGUUCGAGGAGAUGGAGGCGAAGGUGAUGGCUAUGGAGGCAGAGGCAGAAGCUCUUGGGGAAUUGACCGCGGCGGCGGGCGAGGAUGACGUGGCCUCACAAUUUUUGUUGACGGAGGGUAACAUCUCAGUCGAUGAAGAACUGGAGGCGUUGAAGAAGGAGAUGGCGGGGACCACAUCGAUCAAAGGGCUUUUGCCACCUGGCAGGACCGGCGACGAUGGUGCUGCCGCGUCGUCGCAAUCAAGGGACGACAAGAACCGGUGAUAUAAUUGCUGCUUUUCGCACGCUAAGAAGCCAUUUGCCACGUGGCAGGACUCUGAAGCCGAAGCUUGGCCAUUUUACCACGUGGCAGGACCCUGAAGCGGAAGAUCGGCAAUUUGCCACGUGGCAGGAGCGGGAGAUCGGUCAUUCGCCACGUGGUAAAUUGCUGAUCUUUGCCACGUGCAACACCAUUGGCCAUUCGCCACGUGGCAGAAGCCAAAGAUCGGCACUUUGCCACGUGGCAGGAGCUGAAGAUCGGCCAUUCGCCACGAUGUACGACCGAAGCCGAAGAUCAGACCAAUGGUUUCGAUGACGGAUCGAGGACGAACAUGUCCAAAUUCAACGUACCGACGAUCGUACUGUAAAUGCUCUCUCUCUCUCUCUCUCUCUCGCUCUCUCGCUCUCUCUCUCGCUCGCUCGCUCGCUCGCGCGCGCGCGCGCACACGCGCGUGCCCUCCCUUCCUCCCUCCCUCCCUCCUUCCCUCCCUCUCUCGCUCUGUCUCGCUCGCUCGUUCGUUCGCUCGCUUGCGCGCGGACGCUCGUGCUCGCUCGGUACUCCCUGUCCUUUCUAUGUCGAUGGCAGGGGCAGCAGAUGCAGACACGUGGCCUGCCUCUUAGCCCUGAUCGACGUGAGUGGCGAUCGCUUUCGAUGGGAUGGCUUGGCCUAAGCAAGGACGCUAUUUCCAAAACUUCGAGAAAGCCCUUAGUCCAGACAGACAAACAGAAAAGAUGAGUAUGGCUAUGGCUAUGUCUGUGUCUGUAAAUACGGUAUGUCUUCUUGAUCGGUUGAUUUGUGGAGUAGGUAACAGUUUAUCUGUCCAUUUCGUAGAUCUGAAAUUCGGCGAUUGUAAAGGAGAUGUGCGAUUGUUGUGUUUGUACCGAUAACGAGUUGGCCAAUAGCUCGCGGCUGAGAACAUGCUUCUGCCGUUCCGAGCACAAAUAGAUUCUUUGUGUUUGUGUUUGUGUUUGUCUUUGUCUUUGUGUUUGUGUUUGUCUUUGUCUUUGUGUUCCGUGUGUGUCUCUUCUCUUUUCUUAUUCCAUUUGUGCGAAUCGUGUGUGUGUGUGUGUGUGUGUGUGUGUGUGAGAGAGAGAGAGAGAGAGAGAGAGAGAGAGAGAGAGAGAGAGAGGUUGGAGAGAUGAGGGGCAGUAGGGGCGCCGUUAUGUCUUGAAAUAGACAAUUGAAUUCGAAUCGAGAUGGAACUGGAUGAAUGAAAUCACAUAAUUCUG